Molecule: messenger RNA, 4163 nt
Organism: Dipodomys ordii (Ord's kangaroo rat)
Lineage: Eukaryota; Metazoa; Chordata; Mammalia; Rodentia; Heteromyidae
Gene: Elmod2
Product: ELMO/CED-12 domain containing 2
Exons: 9
Coding region: 56-937 (293 amino acids)
Cellular component (GO): membrane
Molecular function (GO): GTPase activator activity
Source: RefSeq, a predicted model, not a curated record
GGUGUUUCUGCCGUUCGUCCACCGAGAGGGAAACCGUCCGUUCUGCCAGGAAAGAAUGUUAAUUUCUUUAUGGGAGUUCUUCUAUGGGCACUUUUUUCGAUUUUGGAUGAAAUGGCUCUUACGACAGAUGACUGGAAAGUGUGAAUUACAGCGCAUUUUUGAUACCUGUGUGGGUGCACAGAGGACACACAGGAUAGAAAAUUCCUUGACAUACUCCAAGAAUAAGAUUUUACAGAAAGCAACUCGGGUUGCUGAGAGUGAAGUGGACAGAUGUGUUAAGGAUAUAAUGAAGGUGAAGAAUAUUAACCCUGAGAAGGACACAAGCUUUAAAAUCUGCAUGAGAGCAUGCUUACUGCAGAUAACAGGGUAUAAACAGCUCUAUUUGGAUGUAGAAAAUGUGAGGAAAAGGCCGUAUGAUUCUGAUAAUGCACACCAUGAGAAGCUACUCCUCAAGCUCUGGAAUCUUCUGAUGCCCACGAGUAAGUUGAAGUCAAGAAUCUCCAAGCAGUGGGCUGACAUUGGUUUCCAGGGUGACGAUCCCAAAACUGACUUCAGAGGCAUGGGCAUCCUGGGCUUGAUCAACCUGGUGUAUUUCAGUGAGAAGUACACCAAGGAGGCUCAUCAGAUUCUUUCCCGCGCAAACCAUCCAAAAUUAGGGUAUUCUUAUGCAAUAGUUGGAAUCAAUCUUACAGAGAUGGCUUAUAGCUUACUGAAGAGCGAAGCAUUGAAGUUUCAUCUCUACAACUUUGUUCCUGGUAUGCCAACAAUGGAACACUUCCAUCAGUUUUACUGUUAUCUUGUCUAUGAAUUUGACAAGUUUUGGUUUGAAGAAGAACCAGAAAGCAUUAUGUAUUUCAACCUAUAUAGAGAGAAGUUUCACGAAAAGAUUAAAAGACUGUUAAUGGAUUGCAAUGUAGUACUUACUUUAAAAAUAUAAACCAUCCAUAGAAGCUUCUAUUUCUACCACAUUUUUGCACACACAACAGAAUUUAUACGUUGUAAUAGAAAUUAUCUGAUCAAUUACACUCUUAUAUAUAAUUUCCUACAAAAAUUCUUCAGAAAUUCUAUUUAAGAAAGCUAGUGGACAAUCAGUGUAUGUUUACAGUUUAUGUUGAUACACUGCUCUCCAAAGGUACCUUAUCCUUCCAAAGACCCCUCUGUAGGGUCUUACCACUACAGUCGGGAACUUAGGACUUAGCCCAUUCAUGUCAAAGUAUAAAUCAGGUAUUUGUCACUUGGUUGAUGAAAUUGUGUACAAAUCUGUUUUCAUCUUUUUGAUGUGCGAUAGCUAUCAAGUUGAGAUGUUUUUCAGUGCUCUUCAAGGAUUUUAGGUUUGGGUCCAGAAAUACAUGUUUUUUCAUUGGCUUUGCAUUCUUUGUGCUUCUGGGCCGAUUAGCACCAGGUCCUCCUCUGUGGCAUCCUUUGUUUCCAUCCCAGCCCCUCAUCACUGGUAGCAACCAGAGUCUGGAGAUGGCCAGGAGCGGGGAGGGGAGACCGUGGGAAUAACGGCCUCUCUUUUGGUUUCUCUGAUUACUUAGGAGAAAUGAGUGAAUGACAGGAUUGGUGACCAUCUUAUUUGUAUUAGAAUAACAUGCUUUAAAGUAUAACAGUGUUUCCCUAAGACUUUGUUAAUAAGUUCUGUGUUUGCAUUUUUUCAGUUAAGAACCUUAGUGCUUUGCUGUGAGAACCUAUCUGUGUGUUUAUGAAAAGCAAAUGAUAUUGCCAAGAAAAAUCUCAUUUUUUUUUCAAAAGAAAGUUUGUUUUGAGAAGCAAAAGGAAAGCUUCGAUAAGCCUUGGUUAAGCAUCCUAGGUGUAUUGACUGCCAGUAACUUGGCUUUUGACUUCCUGGUGUUUCUGGAAAUGACUUUGGACCUGAACUGAAUGGGGUUGUUAACAGCUUGAGGAUGCUGACUGUGCGUUUUGUAGAGCGUUGUUCUCCUCAGGGCUCAGGAGGUAGCAUGUGCUGUGAUGAGAGCCUCAUAGGAUGAGUUCUUGGUGUGCUGUGGACAUUUCUCCUCAUCGCCAGUCGGCCUCGAAGAACUUAAAGAUAAGAAAGCUCAUCCAGUGGCUGAGGUCUCCUUACAGAAACCUGGUUUACAUGGUAACUUAAACAAUGUUUGCACAUUGUUUCAUGGGAUGUUUGUCCAUCAGGCGUGACAGGCAGGAUUCAUACUUUGUUUCUGUUGCUCAUAGCUGUUGAAGAGCUUCAGUCUCCAGACUUGUCAGAGACAAGAGAGAGCAAACGUCCAGUGGGAAACCCACAGAUGCAGUGUUACAUAGCACAUACCUUGAAGUGCAUGGAUUAAAAUUUUUUCCUCUGUAAGAUGAAAGUAUUUUUAAAACUUGGUUCAUUUUAUUAUAAUGGUAGUGAUUUAGCUUUCCACUGUUACAGGAAUGUAAUACUUGAUGUCCCGUGGGGAACUUCUCAACCUUGGUAACAUAUUUACUAACAAAAAAUAUUCUGGUGCUUUCUCUCUCAUCUAGCUAGAGUUUCAGGAUGUGUAGCAAAAUCCAAGCCAGAUCAGGCAUUAACUAUGGAAGUUCAUUGUAUAAGGUGUUAGUAGUCCAUGGAAAGCAAUGUUGUUUGUCUUUAAUUUAGUGCUAAAAAUACUUAUGUUUAGUUUUUGAUCUUUGAAUAGCUGAGAUCUUGAAGUAAUUUAAAUCUUUAUUAGUCUGCAUAAUAAAAGUGCUUGAAGUACAGAAGGGUUCUGCUCAAAUAAGUUUUUCCCCUUUCAGAGAUGGGAGGGGAAAAAACCAAUUCUAAUGAUGAUCAGAAAAUAUCAUAAGGUUUUCUCAGUAAUAUGCUUCAUUAAAUCCACCUAUUUGUACAUUACAGACAUUGUUUGGUUUUGCUCAGAGUAAUCAUUAACCAUUUAUAGAGAAUUUGAUCUGAAAUCCACCAACAGAUUUAGAAAUUCGGACAUCCACAAGGCAAGCCGUCACUAGCUGUGCACAGAGUGUGACAGAAUUCUGACUCAGGUGAUGCUGAUAGGCAGAAAAGGAAUAAUGGUGUCACUAUUGUUCAUGCCAUCCUUAUUCUACCUUGUAUGUCAGAUUCUUACGUCAUUGUGAAAUCCAUAUUUAGGAUCUUUCUGUCAUUAGUAAAAUGUCAGGGUAGUAAGAGUAUGAUGGGAUUAAAGUCGCAGGAUAAUGACAUUUGCAUUAGCAUCCAGGAAGUAGAGUCAGUAUGGAAGGAGACACCAUAUGUGCAGCUUGCAGAAAUGGCACCAGACAGGAAAGCUCUAAAAGCCCGACCAUGUUUCCUAAGACAAUCAUUAAAGAUUUGGGAGAAAUCGGGUUGUAUCUGUGACCCCCUUGUGAAUAAAUGUGGAACUAUAGCUACACAUUAAAUCUGUGUCUUCAACUGGCACUAUUUAUACUUCCAAAAUCAGAAGCUUUCUUAAAAAUACCCAUCCUGAUCUUUUUCUACUUUUAAGAGCUACUUGGAUUUAUAUGUAUUUUUCUAUGUGAAAAUGGAGGAACUCCUUAUUGUUAUUCCAGUGCUCACAAAAUUGUUCAUCUACUGUCUGACUUCUCUGAGAACAUUCAGUGGGAUAGAAUUGGUCAGAGACUCGCUCAGAGGCUGAGCCUCAUCUGAGUGGUGGAGGGUGGCUUAUUUCUAGAACAGGAAAGAUGGCGGUGCCGGGCACAGGAGAGGAAGGCUGGCUGGGAUGACGACAGUGUUAUUAUCCUUGGAACAGUAGAAGCCAGCAGGUAACUUCUCACAGUAAAUACUCACCUUACUUCUCUGUGAACAAGACCAGGGAAACUUUAAUUUCCUUUUUUUUUUUAAAUCUGAACCUCUCCACACAACAAUUUUUAGAUGAAAGUUAAUGGAAUUGUUAGUAUACCGAGGGAAACCAUGAGUUUUUUUUUUUUUUUUUUCUGUCUUCGGCUUCUGAUGAGAAAAGUUAAAAAUGUAUAGGUAAGACCCAGCUGCCGCAUUCCUGCUAGAGGGCAGUGCUGUGUUUUUCUUACAAGUAUUUCAAUAUUUAAGCAGUAGUGUUCCCUGGAGGAAAAUUUCUUGCCCAGUUGGCAACUUAAAUUAACUUUUUGUCUACUUUGGAUAAAUCAGUUGAGAUUUAAGUAAACGUCGUAGUGUGAAGUGUGAUGUCAUUUUGUUUGUGAUGUUAAGUGAGCAAAUAAAAAGGUUAAACUUGUAA